UUGCAUGCUUUAUUACAAUUCUAAUGCAAUUUAAACAAAGUUGAAUUUCUGGUUAGUUCCAUGCGUGCUUUAAUCUCAACUGCAUGCAUAAUAAAUAACGACUAGAUGCAACAAUAUAACAUUAUAAUCAACGAAACAAACAGUUAAAUAUGAUAUUGUCGGCUACAAUAGUGAUUUUCACCCAUUGUGAGACAUGAUUGUACUGCCAUGAGAAAGCAGUCACAAAAGUUCGACAAAAUCACUUCCUGCUUAAUUAAUAAGGAUUUAAGUCAGUUUUGAGUCACCUUUGUGACAUUUUAAUUAAUGACUCAACUUUAUUUGUUAAAAUUAUCAGUAACGACAAACAUUGGCUAGGAAAAACCCUACCACAUAUCACAUAACUAAAGUUGCACAAAUGCACAAAACAAGAAAAACAAAAAUUCAAACUUCGUCCAAAAAAAUUUUUGUGAUUUACACAGGUGGAACAAUUGGCAUGAAACCGAACGAUGACGGGGCUCAAGUUCCUGUACCAAAAGAAUUUAUUAGCAGACUUAAAAGCAUUCCGCAACUUCUUGAUCCCGAAUUAGCAAGCAAACAUUUCCCGAAUCUAGACGAAAAUGAGCUAGUUUUAUCUGCAACUGGUUGUUUGAUUGUCUACAAGGUGUGCGAAUAUGACCCUCUGCUAGAUUCUAGCAGCAUGACACCAAAUGAAUGGAUCAAAAUAGCAAAAGAUAUAGAAGAAAAUUAUGAAAAUUUUGAUGGUUUUGUUAUUCUUCACGGGACUGAUACUCUCGCAUAUACUUCCAGUGUUUUAUCAUUCCUAUUUGAAGGACUCCAAAAACCUGUGAUAGUAACAGGGGCUCAGCUUUCAGUUUUUGAAACUCGUAGCGAUGCUGUGGACAACAUUUUAGGUGCUUUAAUCCUUAGUGGAUGUUAUGAAAUUCCAGAAGUGUGUGUUUUUUUUGCUAAUAAACUCUUCCGAGGUAACCGAACGACUAAAAUAAGUGUCAAAAAACUCGCCGGCUUCGAUUCACCAAAUUACGACAUCCUUGCAGACACUCAAACCACGAUAAAGUUAAAUAAUAAUUAUAUCAGAAAACCGGAUACAAGCCCAUUUAGAGUAAAUACCAAUCUAAAUACCAAUGUGGGAAUAUUAACAUUCUUCCCUACAAUGACUCCUUCUAUGUUGGAAUUAUUCCUGCAACCGUUUGACGGUCUAGUCAUUCGGAGUUACGGUUCAGGAAACGUUCCUUCAGAUCAACCAGAACUAAUCCAAGUUUUGAAAAACGCAAUUGAUAGAGGAUUAUUGAUAAUAAACACAACACAAUGUCUGGAAGGAGCGGUUUCUGGUAUUUACCAAACAGGAAAGAUAUUAGAAGAUAUUGGAGUCAUUUCAGGCUACGACAUGACACCUGAAGCAGCUCUCACUAAACUCAGUGUCGUCCUGGCCUACCCUCAUUUGUCACACCAGGAACGGAUUCAAAUGAUGAAAAGUAACAUCCGAGGGGAGCUCACAUCAAAUCAUUCUUACUCAGUUACAUAAAAAUAAACCUGGACCAAAAAUAUUAAA
Molecule: messenger RNA, 1549 nt
Organism: Tribolium castaneum (red flour beetle)
Lineage: Eukaryota; Metazoa; Arthropoda; Insecta; Coleoptera; Tenebrionidae
Product: 60 kDa lysophospholipase
Exons: 8
Coding region: 395-1522 (375 amino acids)
Biological process (GO): amino acid metabolic process
Molecular function (GO): asparaginase activity
Source: RefSeq, a predicted model, not a curated record